Molecule: messenger RNA, 2389 nt
Organism: Xenopus laevis (African clawed frog)
Lineage: Eukaryota; Metazoa; Chordata; Amphibia; Anura; Pipidae
Gene: wdr48.S
Product: WD repeat domain 48 S homeolog
Exons: 20
Coding region: 109-2181 (690 amino acids)
Source: RefSeq, a predicted model, not a curated record
ACUACUUCGUGUGGGCGGAAGUAAAGUCACUAGCUGGUAAGGGCGGACGUCAAGGAGCCCAGGGGCGCAUUGCUCUCCGGAAAUGACGACUGAGUGUCAACAUGCAAGAUGGCGGCACAUCACAGGCAGAACACGGCUGGGCGGAGGAAAGUUCAGGUAUCGUAUGUAAUCAGAGAUGAAGUGGAGAAGUACAAUCGCAAUGGGGUGAACGCUCUGCAGCUGGAUCCUGCGCUGAACAGGCUCUUCACAGCGGGCCGGGAUUCUAUCAUCAGGAUAUGGAAUGUGAACCAGCACAAGCAAGAUCCGUAUAUUGCAUCUAUGGAACACCACACCGACUGGGUCAACGACAUUGUCCUCUGCUGCAAUGGCAAAACGUUAAUCUCUGCAUCUUCGGAUACUACUGUUAAAGUAUGGAAUGCACACAAGGGGUUUUGUAUGUCAACCUUAAGGACACACAAGGACUAUGUGAAAGCUUUGGCUUAUGCAAAAGAUAAAGAACUGGUGGCGUCUGCAGGAUUGGACAGGCAGAUAUUUCUCUGGGAUGUAAAUACUCUCACCGCACUGACUGCCUCCAACAAUACAGUCACCACUUCCUCUUUGAGUGGAAACAAAGAUUCAAUCUACAGCCUUGCGAUGAACCAGAUGGGAACAGUAAUUGUCUCUGGGUCUACAGAAAAGGUCUUGAGAGUCUGGGAUCCACGAACUUGCCAAAAGCUGAUGAAGCUGAAAGGACACACGGACAAUGUGAAAGCUCUGCUGUUAAACCGAGAUGGAACUCAGUGUCUCUCAGGCAGCUCCGAUGGAACAAUCCGACUGUGGUCUCUGGGUCAACAAAGGUGUAUAGCCACCUACCGCGUCCAUGAUGAAGGGGUUUGGGCUCUCCAGGUCAACGAAGGCUUCACACAUGUCUAUUCAGGAGGAAGGGACCGGAAGAUCUAUUGUACAGACCUACGGAAUCCUGAUAUUCGCUUGCUUAUAUGUGAAGAGAAAGCGCCAGUUCUAAAGAUGGAGCUGGAUAGGUCAGCAGACCCUCCCGUGGCACUUUGGGUGUCAACAACUAAAUCCUCUGUGAAUAAAUGGCCUAUCAAAGGUAUCCUGAACUUCAGAACAUCUGGAGAUUAUGAGAAUGACUGCAGCACACCACUCAGCCCUAUUUGCUCCCAGCCUGACCAGACUAUUAAAGGGGGGGCUAGCAUCAUCCAGUGCAAUAUUCUCAAUGAUAAAAGGCACAUAUUAACCAAAGACACUAAUAACAAUGUGGCUUAUUGGGAUGUUUUAAAGGCUUGCAAAGUCGAAGAUCUGGGAAAAGUAGAUUUUGAAGAAGAAAUAAAGAAAAAAUUUAAGAUGGUUUAUGUACCAAAUUGGUUCUCAGUUGAUCUGAAGACUGGAAUGCUGACGAUAACACUAGAUGAAAGUGAUUGCUUUGCUGCAUGGGUUUCUGCCAAGGAUGCUGGAUUCAGCAGUUCGGAUGGAUCUGACCCAAAAUUGAAUCUUGGAGGUCUCUUGCUACAAGCACUGCUGGAGUUUUGGCCCAGAACCCACAUUAAUCCCAUGGAAGAAGAGGAAAAUGAAGUAAAUCAUGUGGCAAAUGGUGAGCAAGAAAACCGGAUACAGAAAGGCAAUGGGUAUUUCCAAGUGCCCCCACAUACACCAGUUAUCUUUGGUGAAGCUGGAGGCCGCACCCUUUUCAGGUUAUUAUGUAGAGACUCUGGUGGAGAAACAGAAUCCAUGUUACUCAAUGAGACGGUGCCGCAGUGGGUGAUUGAUAUCACUGUAGAUAAAAAUAUGCCAAAAUUCAACAAAAUCCCCUUCUACCUCCAACCCCAUUCAUCAUCUGGUGCAAAAACUCUGAAAAAAGACAGAUUGUCAGCAAGUGACAUGCUCCAAGUCAGGAAAGUGAUGGAACAUGUAUAUGAGAAGAUAAUAAAUGCGGAUACAGAGUCUCAGACAACAAGCUCGUCCAAUAACGAGAAGCCGGGAGAACAAGAAAAAGAGGAAGAUAUCGCUGUGUUGGCAGAAGAGAAGAUCGAGCUUCUUUGUCAGGACCAGAAUGAAAAUUGCCGGUGGGAUGGCAUUCAGAGCGAUUCACUUUACAAAGCUGCCCAAGAUUGCCUCACGAGGAAACUUCAGGCGACUUCGGAAAACAGAUAUUGGACCCUAACAUGGACCUCCGGACUGUAAAGCACUUCAUAUGGAAGAGCGGUGGUGACCUUACACUCCAUUAUCGACAGAAAUCCACGUGAAAGUAACAAACACCUGGUCGUUCCUUUAAGCGGACUGUACUCCUGGUAUAAUCAUUAGUUCUGUAUAGAAGCCUAGUGAACUACAUGCAGCCAGUACAGACCCACUCUUGUACGUAUAGCAAAUAAAUUAACAAGGUCCCAAUGUC